Girardinichthys multiradiatus is the source of this 3753-nucleotide messenger RNA. It is a transcript of the gene depdc1, whose product is annotated as DEP domain containing 1a. The transcript is spliced from 12 exons. Gene Ontology annotation, biological process: intracellular signal transduction. The record is from RefSeq and is a predicted model, not a curated record. Lineage: Eukaryota; Metazoa; Chordata; Actinopteri; Cyprinodontiformes; Goodeidae. The coding region runs from base 152 to 2692 and encodes 846 amino acids.
UUGAACAGACUGUGAGCAGCCAGCCAGUCUGAGUGCUGCUGCUAGGUAGCUAGUAGCAAAAUAUCGACAAAUAUUUCUUGAAAGAAUGAACAUUACUUUGUCUCGGUACUUUGGAUAAGGUGGAAAUACCUCCGUAUUGUCAUUAUUAAACAUGAACACUCACAUUGUUACUCCUGGACCCUAUCGAGCUACAAAAUUGUGGAAUGAGGUGACACGCUUGUUUCGGGCUGGCAUGCCCCUCAGGAAGCACCGGCAGAACUUCAGGCACCAUGCUUCCUGCUUCACCGCCUCUGCUGCGGUGGAAUGGCUACACCAGAUGCUCCAGUGCAACAGUAACUUUGGCCCUGAUGUCACCAGGCAGCAAACUGUCCAGCUCCUGAAGAAGUUUUUAAAGAACCAUGUGAUUGAAGACGUGAAGGGUCGCUGGGGAACAGAGGAUCUGGAGGACAACCAUUUGCUAUAUAGGUUCCCAUCUACUUCUCCUCUAAAACCCAUCCCUUGUCCAGCUCCAGCAUCGGGCUCCAGGUCCAUAAGGAAAAGAGCGUCACUCAGGGACCGGGAAGGUUUCUUUAAGUUUAGAAGCCUCAAGAAGCAGGAGAAGGAGAGCAUGGAAAAUGUUGAUCCUGCUCUCCGAACACUGCGAGACGACGCAAAUCAGCCGGCAGAAGAGCAGCAGCAACAGAGACGAGAGCCGACAGUGGAGGAUGAACAGGAAAUCUGGAGAGACAUCACACUGACGCACCUGCAGAGAAUUCUGGGUGUCGCUUCUCUCGAUGAGGUUUUAGACCAGCGCUACAUAAAUUCCCAGAACAUCAUCCAUAACAUGACCAAAGUCAACAAACAUGGAGUUGUCACUCUGGAGGACAAGACCAAUGACCUUCCUCAUUGGGUUUUGUCUGCCAUGAAGAGCCUGGCUAACUGGCCAAAGUAUGACAGCGACCAGCCGUCCUACCCCGGUUUUGAAAGAGACGUCUUCAAAACGGUGUCUGAUUACUUUUACAGCCUUCCACAGCCGUUACUCACAUACGAACUGUACGAACUGUUUAUCAACGUCCUGGUGUUUUGUGGAUAUGUCACGGCGCCUGGUACCCUUCAGCGUGGAAAGCGCAAGAGUUCAGAUCUUCCCUUCGUUCCCCCACCGGCCAAGUCGUCGUUUCGCUCCACAGAAUGUCUUCUCCUGUCGUUGCUCAGGCAGGGGUCAUGUGAUGAGACGGAGUCGCCCAUGGGAGACGUUCUCAAUGGGAAGCUUCAGGCACGCGUGGCAGCAUUAAAGGAAGGUCUACCUGGUGCAGGUGACAGUCAGCUGGGAUACAGCUCCACAAGAAGCUGCUCCCUGGAGACCAUUCUGGAUCACUCUCCUCCUCUCAACCGGCAGCAGCUGUUUCUGUCCAGGGACAGCCUGCCGUCUAGCUCUUGUUGCAAUGACAGCCAGGAGAAAAGCCCUGUUUUCUCUACUCAGGAAAGCUGCUUUAACUCAACAUUUGCGUUCAAAGUAAACCGUGUUAUUUAUGGAAACGCUCCAGUAGUUCCAGCCAGCAGAAAACUGUCUAUGGCUUCCAGGGCUAGACAAUCAGAUGCACAAAAGUCGCCCUCCUUGCGGCCUCGCAGUGUGGGCAGCUGUCUGGACAUUAUCAGAGAGACCAAAGAAGAACAUGUCGGGGAGAUCAAAUGGCGUGGUCGUGCAGCUAGCUGCUUCAAUGUGAACACUCCAACCAACCAGCAUCCUCCAUCAUUGUCCCAUCAUUCCUCUUCUUCCCAUCGUCUUUUUUCUCUUUCAUCUGAUGCAACCACAGUACAAGUGUCCAACUUUGCCAAAGCACCCAGUGGGCCCAACCCCACCUCCAGUACCUCUAACCUUUGGCUGCUGCCUGCACCCGCUGUCGUGCGACGCUGCUUCAGCUCUCUGGAUGUGUCCAAGCCGCCUCGGUCUGUGUCACAGCUGCCUGUCUGUGUGGCUGCCAGAACCUUCCAGCUCCCCCAACCCAAACCUAAGCACAGUGUUCUCCAGCCUCACUCUGAGCGCGUGGCCAUUGAGGCUCUGCAGCUUUGCACACUCCUCCUCCCCCCUGCAUCCCGCAGGAAGUUGCAGCUCCUCAUGAGGAUGAUGUCCCGCAUCAGCCAGAAUGUGGACAUGCCUCGCCUUCACCCAGCCAUCGGCACCCGAACACUGAUGGUUCACACGUUUUCAGGCUGUGUCCUGAGCAGCGCUGAGGAGUGUGACCUGGAUGAGCUGCUGGCAACCCGACUGGUGUCAUUUUUAAUGGACCAUCAGCAAAGCAUCCUCUCAGUCCCAGAAUACCUUCUCAGUGCCAUCAGGGACCACAUACAGUACCUGCGCACUGUACAGGUCCCUGUCGACCCCGGUCCAAACGCUGACUGUGGCGACCCAGUUUGCGUUCCGAUGCCAGUGUAUGCAUUUUGCAAACAGAUAAGCGGCACUGAGUUUGAACAGCAAAAAGCAGAGUCCUCUCAGAAGGCCAUGGAGGAGCUGUUGGAGAUCCUGUUGACGGAUCAGAAAAUUGACGAGAAGGACAGACGCAAGAAACUCAAGCAGUUUCAGAAGCAGUACCCGGACAUCUACAGGCGGCGGUUCCCUUCCGCCGCUGAACAGAGCAAAGCUGACAACAAGCCAAAGAUCAAACCCCCAUUGCUCAAAAUCAAGAAGACCAAAACCUUCAGCAUCAGGAACUGAGUUGCUGUCAUGUUGGUCACAUCAUGUUCGCUGCACUGAUGUUGGAUCUUCAGGUGGACAUUUGCAGCAGUCCAACUGUUACAUUAGAAGUGCAAGUAUUCCAGUAAUAUCUCGGUUUUAUGUGUCAGUAGUUGAAGGCCUGCUGGUGGCCUACAGAUGCAUCCAAGUGGUUAUCUCAGAUAAAAGAAGCUUCAUAGAUUCAGAGUUUCUACUUGAUGUAUUAAAAUGUUUUUAAUCCAGGUUCCUGGUUCAAUUUUCUUCUACUUGGAUUUCUUUUUCAAAUAAGUGGCUGUGCAGACAACAUUUAGAGCAAACAUGGGAGUAAAUUAUUUUAUAAUAAAUUUUAAUUUAUAUGAACGAUUACAUUGGGAGCAGCUCUAUUUGUCUAAAGUGUUUUUAAAUAUUUUAAGUAAAGUGUGGCUUUUAUUUUAAAUGUUCUGACUUUAAAUGUUUGUUAAAGCUGUUUUUCUCUCUACAUUUAUUCCUGUGAUGUUUUUAGAGACUUUCCUGUUGUAUUUUUUUAUUCUUUCUGAUGUUUCCAGAUUUAACCAAGCUGGGUUUUUUCUUUCAGGUUCGAUUUCCCUUGUCUUAUUUCUGCCUUUUAUGCAGAUUAGAAAAUGUUUUGCGCUGCAUUUAAGAAGAAAACCGUUAAAUUGAAUCCUUUAAAUUGAUGAUUUGAGUUCCAAAAACUUUUUAUCCAAUAUUUUUCUUUCCAUUCAUAGCUGUGUUUUUUGGUAAUAAAUAGGUAGAACAAUGAAUAAGAUUCAUAGGCUUUUUGUAUCAUUAAUUUUCCUGUUACAUGCUCAUAGGUUCUUGGUUUUGAAUGUUAAUUUUUAAAUUAUAUGUUUAAGGAAGAGAGUCUAACCUAAAACCUUCAAAUGGUCCUUCUUUUUUUAAAUGUGUUUGAUUAAAUGAAGAGUUAAGUUUGUUUAUACCUCAGUUAAAAUGAAGAAAUGUGACCACACACUAGAUGCUUUGUUGCUAUUGACAUAGGAGGGAAAUGCACCUAUAACUGUUUUACUAUGCAAAAUGUUGGGAAAUAAACCAGUUUUACUGUGUGA